Molecule: messenger RNA, 2273 nt
Organism: Clupea harengus (Atlantic herring)
Lineage: Eukaryota; Metazoa; Chordata; Actinopteri; Clupeiformes; Clupeidae
Product: yjeF N-terminal domain-containing 3-like
Exons: 8
Coding region: 1352-2029 (225 amino acids)
Cellular component (GO): mitochondrion
Molecular function (GO): NAD(P)HX epimerase activity
Source: RefSeq, a predicted model, not a curated record
CUACCACCACCAACAACAACAACAACAACAGAGAAAGAUGGCAAACGGAGAGCAAGGUGAAGCUACGUCCCUCUACAUUUCGUGCAUGAUGACAAUAGGAGUACUGCGAAUGCAAUCGGCGCAAUUGGUUAGAUUGAUAAUGGAGAGAAGACGCCGCCGCCGAAGGAUCAUGGAGAAUUUAAUACAGACCAACAAUAUGUUGUUGCACUUUGCCACUGUACCGCAAAGGUCUCAACGAACAGUCUGGAUGAAGAGCAGAAACAGAAUCUUCUGGGAGAGAGAUGUUUUGACCUUAUUUGACGACGAGGACUGGAAAGCGAACUUUCGCAUGACUCGCAAAUCUUUCAACAAGUUGUGUGGGAUUAUGGAAGGAGUCAUGAAGCCCGAAAAGGUGACUGUUCGUGCACCAAUACCGCUCGAAAUGAGGGUCGCCAUUGUUCUGUACAAGCUAGCCAGUUGUGCGCAAUACAGAGUUGUGGGUAACCAGUUCGGCGUCCACAAAUCGACGGUGAAGAAGAUGGUGUACCAGUUCUGUACAGGAAUGGUUACGUCGGCCUUGGGACACUUCAUCAAGGUGCCCACGACAGAAGAAGCCAUCAGCAUAGCCAACAGAUUCGAACAGAACUUCAACAUCCCACAAAUCAUCGGGUGCAUCGAUGGAACCCACAUUCCAGUUUUACCUCCAAGUGAAGGCUACAAAGACUUUGUGAAUCGCGAAGGAUGGCCGUCGUAUGUCCUCCAAGGCGUAGUGGACGACAUGUAUCGCUUCUGGAGCAUCAGCUGUAAGAUGCCUGGGUGUUCUCUUGACGCUAACGUGCUGAGGCAAUCGACGUUGUUCAGCCAGGCACACUUGUUACCAAAAGAACCAAGAGAAAUCAAUGGCAUCUCAAUCAGCCACUUCCUGUUGGGAGAUCCAGCGUAUCCUCUCAUGGACUGGCUCAUGAAAGGCUACACCCAUUCCCCAGACAUCACCCCAGAGCAGGAGUCCUUCAAUGCCUACCUAAGCUCUGCAAGGACCACGGGAGAGAUUGCGUUUGGGAGACUGAAGUCACGCUGGAGAGUUUUGAUGAAGCGCAGUGACUUCCAUUAUUCAUUCACCCCUAAAGUGAUCGCUACCUGUUGUGCGUUGCACAAUUUCUGUGAGAAUGAGAAGGAAGCUGUGAAUCCCAACUGGUCAGUGGACGCGGAUACACUUGCAUCGGACCUGCCACAGCCAGGUGUCCGUGCCAACAGUCACGCAGACGAUACAAAUGGACAGACGAUCAGAGACGCCCUCACAGAGUACAUGAGCGAAAACUUCCCCCUGCGCCGACCAGACCUUUAGACGUCUUGUAAAGAGGAAGCGGUUGCCAUGGAAACAGAGCUGCUAACAGACUACCGCUUCGGGCUGCAGCAGCUGACGGAGAUCUGGGGACACGCCUGCGCUAUUGCUGUUGCGAAGGCCUUCCCCCUGGGCUCUCUGGGUAAGAGGCAGCCCACGGUGCUGGUGGUCUGCGGCCCGGAGCAGAAUGGCUGUGUGGGAUUGUCCUGUGCCAGAUACCUGCGCCUGUUUGACUACCUUCCGACGGUGUUCUACCCGAAGCGUUCCCAGCAGGCCGUGCAGCAGGCCUUCACAGUGCAGUGUGAGAAGAUGGACAUCCCCUUCCUGUCCUACCUGCCCGCUGAGGUGCAGCUGAUUAACGACGCCUAUAAACUGGUGGUGGAUGCAGUUAUGGGGGUGCAGGUGGAGCUGGACAGUCUAGGGGAACCCUUCACCAGUAUCCUAGCAACGCUCAGAAACAUCAGCACCCCCAUAGUGAGCCUGGACAUACCGUCAGGCUGGCAGGGCUGCAGUUCAGACACGGACCGGAUCAACCCAGCUGUGCUCAUCUCCCUCAUGGCACCAAAGACAUGCAGCCUCAGUUUCCAGGGGACCCAUUUCCUUGCGGGACGCUUUCUACCUUACGACCUCCAGAAGAAAUACGAGCUCUGCUUACCCGCAUUCCCAGGCACCGACUGCAUCGUCCAGCUCUUAGACGCUCACACUUAAGUGUGCCGUUACGACGUCAAGUUUCGCAAACAUACCGACAUACAGAAGUCACCAAGGCAUUUUAGUCAUUUUAGUGGAUUUUAUUUGAGUCAGAUUUUUAAUGAACAGUGAAAUGUGGUUAAAUGUCUGUGGUAGAGUUCUUAAUGUGAACAAACAAAUGCCACUUGAGAAAUGUCAAUUCUGUAAUCUGUAGAUUCCUGUUUUCUCCUCAUCAUCAUUGAGAUUAAAACAUGCUGAUCCCACA